AUGGUUUUACCAUUAAAUUUCAACACAGAUAUAAUUCGACAAAUAAUUUUGUCGUUGAGAGAUGAUAAGACAUCACUUUUUCGUUGUUUGUUGAUAAACCAAACAUGGUGUUCUCAAACAAUUGACAUUCUUUGGAGACAACCAUUCCGACUCCUUUUUUUUUGCGCCGCUCAAGAGGAGGAUGAAAACACUUGUAAUUGCACCUAUUUAAAUCAUCAACGUCAGGCGAUAAACUUAAUUGAUACGUACAUUUUAAACAUCUUUCGGGAGAACGAACAGAGUUUGAUCGCAGGUUCUUUUAUUCAACGAGGGCAACUACCAAAAUUAAAGUUUGAUUACGCUGGUUAUUUACGAAACAUCGACAUUCAUGAGAUGGAUUUAGCCAUAAUUGAAUUUUAUUUUUUAAAUAGCUCAACGUUAAAGCUUCACGAAAACUACAAAGAUCGACAGGUAUCGCAAGCUGCAACGGAUGGUACGUCACCCCCACCGAUAAAUUAUGGGGAGGCAAUAAAAUAUCUGGCGAAAUCUUAUGGACCAACCUUAUUUAAGAAAUUACAAAAUACCAAUUCCGAAUAUCAAAUAAUAUCGGAGGUACUAUUAAAAUUCUUCAUGAGGAAGUGUAAAAAUUUACAACGAAUUUCACUAGAUAUAACUCAAAUAUAUAAGAAAACUUUAUUCAACCGGUGUAACGAAAUUCAACGGUAUCCUACCGCCUUAUUGUACAAGGGAGGUGGAAGAAACAUUCUGGAAUAUAAGGCGAUCGAGAUCUACUUUUUCAUCCCCAAACAACCCGACGCGCGAGAUUGUUUAUCACAUAUCCGAGAAUUAAUUUGUACGACGAAAAGGAAUAAAGCGGAUUUCUUUCUAACCAUAUCAAAAUAUGUUCAUAAACUUGUUAAGUUGGAAAUAGAUAUUGAUUAUCCGAACGUUAAAUAUUAUGGUAUAUCAAGGGAUCGUAAUAAUUUAAAGAACGAAGUAGCAAAUUUAGUCGAAUUAAUUCAUAAUCAACAACAUUUAUCUCAUCUCAUUUUACAUCAUUGUCCUGUGGACUUUCAUUUAUUAAUGAAAGAAUUACGAGAGUCUCAGGCGAAACGUUUAAAGGUAUUAAAAUUGAUGGGAAUUAAAUUUGACGAUAUGAAGGCUCUCUCUCACGUGACGAGUAUUUUAUCACUUCAAAAACUUCAAUUAUAUAAUUGUACAUUUCAAAACAAUGAACAUUAUGAUGAUGUCGAUUAUUUUAGCGAAAAAUUGUAUUUACCAGAACUCAACACGAUUGAUCUGAAUAAUUCUUAUAUCCCUCAUCAAUUCUUGCAAUGUUUAUUACAAAUUUGUUCUUCCAACUUGGAAUAUCUGGACAUCGGGAAAACGUCAUUCACGGGUAACCCAAUGUUUAAUCCGAUCGAAUUCGCAUCUACCAAUUUCUCCAAUCUCAAAUAUUUCAAGUGCGGUCUUCAACCCUUUGAAAAUAAUUACCUGAUAACUUUAUUAUCAUAUUCUAGUGAUGUUAUUCAAUCAAUUAUUUUGGACAAUUCUGAUGUUUCAUUUGAAGCAAAUAACAUCGCGUUGUGUUUUUAUAAAUUAUCGGAAAUGGAAUUUGUCAAAUUAAAAUAUUUUGGCAUUAGAGGAAAUUUCAUAUUUUCCGAAUAUACUUUGGCCAAUUUUUUGAUGAACAAGUUUAGAAAAUGUAGGGGAUUGAAAUUACACACGUUGGAGUUUACCAAUAACAAUUGGUUCACCGAUGAUUAUUUGAAACAAAUUCUCAAAUGCUUGGGGGAUGGAUUUACAUGCAACAGAUUGAUCAUCUCUACAAAGAAUUUAAUUAGUCCUAAGUUAUUAUCAAAAACAAGAGAGAAGAUUAGAGCGGUUCUAUAUGUGAAGCUUUAA
Messenger RNA from Funneliformis mosseae, 1884 nucleotides. The record is from the annotation of a GenBank genome assembly. Lineage: Eukaryota; Fungi; Glomeromycota; Glomeromycetes; Glomerales; Glomeraceae.